Messenger RNA from Pyrus x bretschneideri (Chinese white pear), 1819 nucleotides. Its product is annotated as histone deacetylase 19. Bases 131 to 1627 code for a protein of 498 amino acids. NCBI's taxonomy places the organism in Eukaryota, Viridiplantae, Streptophyta, Magnoliopsida, Rosales, Rosaceae. Gene Ontology annotation, molecular function: histone deacetylase activity. The transcript has 7 exons. The record is from RefSeq and is a predicted model, not a curated record.
CCUUGCAUUGAUUUGAUGCCCUACCCGCCGGUUUAAAACGGACCCCCCAAUAACCCCAAGCCCAACAAACCAAUCUGAAAAUAUAUAAAAAGUUCCAAUUUUCGUCUGAAAAAUCUGGUUUCCGCCGACGAUGGACACCGGCGGCAACUCUCUAGUGUCGGGUGCCGACGGAGUGAAGAGGAAGGUGAGCUAUUUCUACGACCCAGAAGUGGGAAAUUACUAUUAUGGGCAGGGACACCCGAUGAAGCCCCACCGGAUUCGGAUGACCCACGCCCUCCUCGCGCACUAUGGCCUCCUUCAGAACAUGCAGGUCCUCAAACCCUACCCAGCCCGCGACCGCGACCUCUGCCGCUUCCACGCCGACGAUUACGUGGCGUUCCUCCGGAACAUCACCCCCGAAACGCAGCAGGACCAGCUGCGGCAGCUCAAGCGGUUCAAUGUCGGCGAGGACUGCCCUGUCUUUGAUGGGUUGUACUCGUUUUGCCAGACCUAUGCUGGUGGGUCGGUCGGCGGCGCUGUGAAGCUCAACCAUGGGAUUUGUGAUAUUUCGAUUAAUUGGGCCGGUGGUUUGCACCAUGCUAAGAAGUGUGAGGCUUCUGGGUUUUGCUAUGUGAAUGACAUUGUUCUUGCAAUUUUGGAACUUCUUAAGCAGCAUGAGCGCGUUUUGUAUGUGGACAUUGAUAUCCACCAUGGAGACGGUGUUGAGGAGGCAUUUUACACGACGGACAGGGUCAUGACGGUUUCAUUUCACAAGUUUGGGGAUUAUUUUCCUGGCACGGGGGACAUUCGUGAUAUUGGUUACGGGAAAGGGAAGUAUUACUCCCUUAAUGUUCCAUUGGAUGACGGGAUUGAUGAUGAGAGCUACCAUUACUUGUUCAAGCCCAUCAUUGGGAAGGUGAUGGAAAUUUUUAAGCCUGGGGCUGUGGUUCUCCAGUGUGGUGCUGAUUCCUUAUCUGGGGACAGGCUUGGGUGCUUCAAUCUUUCCAUCAAAGGCCAUGCCGAGUGUGUUAGAUAUAUGAGAUCCUUCAAUGUCCCGCUCUUGCUUCUAGGUGGCGGUGGCUAUACCAUUCGCAAUGUUGCUCGCUGUUGGUGCUACGAGACAGGAGUAGCACUUGGAGCAGAAAUUGAGGACAAAAUGCCACAGCACGAGUAUUAUGAAUAUUUCGGUCCAGAUUAUACUCUUCAUGUUGCCCCGAGUAAUAUGGAAAAUAAGAAUUCUCACAUGUUACUAGAAGAAAUACGGUCAAAGCUUCUUGAAAACCUCUCCAGUCUGCAGCAUGCACCCAGUGUCCAGUUUCAGGAAAGACCUCCUGAUACUGAGCUUCCGGAGGAGAAUGAGGAACAGGAUGACCCAGACGAGAGGUGGGAUCCAGAUUCUGAUAUGGAGGUUGAUGAUGAACGUAAGCCUUUACCAAGCAGAGUAAAGAAAGAGAUCAUUGAACCUGAAGUUAAAGAUCCGAUCCAGAAAGGGACCUCGGAGAACGCUAGAAGCUCAGGCUAUGAUCCAGCAGUAGAUGAGAUAACAACAGGCGCAAAGGCUUUGGAUAUGGGAUCUGGAUCAGUGGAUGAACCACCAACUGUGAAAGUUGAACAAGACACUAUGAAUAAGCCUGCAGACCAGAUAUAAACGUUAUCACAAUCAAAUUUAUUUAGGGUAACUUGAUCACAAGCAAAGUCAUUCAAACUUAAGCGUCCUUCGAUUUGUGAAGUUGGUAAUUUAUCUGAGCAGUAGCAUUUCAUGUAUCUUAGCAUUUCUUGUAUUUGUAAGAAUUCAACGCUUGUUUAAACUAUCAUGGAUAAGUACCCAAAUUUGGCCUCU